Molecule: messenger RNA, 2355 nt
Organism: Chaetomium strumarium
Lineage: Eukaryota; Fungi; Ascomycota; Sordariomycetes; Sordariales; Chaetomiaceae
Exons: 2
Coding region: 245-2155 (636 amino acids)
Source: RefSeq, a predicted model, not a curated record
UUCUGCUCUGAUAUUUGAGGCCAAUUUCGACCUGUCGUGGAUCCAGCUGUCUAACCAAACCGCAAUAUCCCGUCAUUAGCUUUGCACAGCAUCGUACCACCGACUCUCCAGCAAGGUUUCGAGUUUACCAUUUACGGUUGCCCAAAACAGCGUCGACAAAAGCAUCAAGUGGAGCACUUGUCGAUCUUUGCAAACACGUCUUCCAUAAUAUAAUUCCAACACAUUCUCGCCCGAGGACAUCACAAUGGCGACGAGAUUUGAGAAGCUAGACAAACAGCUCGACCGACUGGAGAAGCUGUUUUCGAGAAAGAAGCGGCCUGAGGACCUUCAUGUCUCGGACCAGCUCCAGGGCAGGGCGGCGACGCCCAUCCCAGUCUUCCCAGAGUCGGGCACAGCGUCCCAGAGAUUCCCGCAGCCAUCAUUCAUCAGGCCCACAUCAUCCCGCAUGGUUGCCAGGGAAGAGGUGCUCAUGACACCCAGAACAUCCCGGCGAGCUAGGAGCCUGCCGGAACCUUCGCCAAGCGCACCUCGUCUUGCACCUUCGACCCCGCGGGCCGACGGCAGGGAUUCCACCAGCUCCGGAGCUCCUGAGCAGUGUUCUCCCGUUGCUUCACGGCAUUCCAGCCCUGACAUACCUAAACGGUCUUCUUCGCUCCACCCUAAAGGCCGCAGGGACGAGCCUCUAUCGGAGCUCAUGGGCUUCAGCUUUCCAUCUCCCCCGAAAGGUGCCAACGACAGUCUUUCUCCAAGCCGGCGUCCAAGGUCUCUUUCCAAGUCCAUUACACGGCAUGUUUCGAUGUCUCUCUCCCCAAAGGCUCAGGUCGAUCGGAAGCGACACUCCGCUGGUGCCGCGCCCAAGUCAUUCCUUUCCCACCAGCAGGAAACGGAUGUUCAACAAGACGGAGCUCAUCAAUGCACAGGUUCGAGUUCGGCAGUGUCACAUCGACAAGACCACUGUUUAGGGUCUGUACCAGAAAAUGCGGCGUCAUCCUUGUCGCCCAAGCUCGUUCUUAAGUUGGGAUCUAGACCCGACGACUGCGGCAACAACAAUGGGAGAGCUUCACAGAGGCCUAAAAGUGUGUCUAUCUUCAGGACAUAUGUGAAGUAUGACCAGCCGGGGCCGCGCAGAGCCAACAGCUUAUCGGGACUCCCAACGGUGAAGCGUCAUUACGAGCUUUCGAUACUCGAAGAGCCGAGCUACAAAGACUUCCUUGCUCUGAGCGACAACGACAUCGCUGACGGCCAUGUCGCCCAUCCUCUCACCGGCCCUCCGUCGUCAAAACCACCAAAGGUUGCGCUACCCCCGGAUCCCCUGCCGGUUGCCACGCCUCGCCGCACCGAGAGCACCUACCACAUGCUCACGCUUUCACCUCCUCUAGCCACUCGGCCCGCCGCUGCCGCAGCGUUUGAAGCUGCCAGGAUCGCGACCAAGCAUCACUUCGACCUGAUCUACGUCGUCAAUCUGUGGCCGAGCCACAUGAGCCAUCCCGGCCGCUCCAGUCCCCUCAGCAAAUCGUGCGGCACCCCCGUCGCCACCUAUCCCGCUGGGGCCAUGGCGACUCCUACACCUUCAUCUCCUGACCCCCGCACUUCAAGAGACGGCAAUGGCUUCAGAGAACGGAAUCCCGCUCCUCGCGGUAGCCACCGAAUCGGCUUGACCGGGCGCUUACUCGCAGCAUACGGCCUGCCCUCGAUCAUGUAUCCUUUCCAGAUCUCCGGGCCAGUCCACGAAAAGAUCCUUCGCACGGACGGGUGGCUCGAAUACCGCAACAAGACCGGUGCCCUGGAUGAGUUCGCCAGCGGCUACAGCUGCUCGUUCUACACCGGCCACAGGCCGGCCAGACGGCGCGAUGCCGACGCUGCCGCCACUCCCGAUGGCAAGCCCCGCCAGCUGCCCAAGAACAGGCCGGCUAACCGCGGCAUCGUCUUCGCUGCCUUCAGGCUGCCUCGUGAGGACGGUGGCCCCGUCGGGAGCGACGAGCAACAGCUCGACGCACUGCACAAAGAUGCCGAGGCGCUGGUGAACAUGCUGAUCGAGAUCCACAAGGCACAGCGGCAGCGAGGAACUCCCGCUACGCCUACCCGGUGUGUUGGUGGUGGUGGUGGGAAUGGGAGACGGCUGGCACAGCCGGGGGCGCCGCUGGUCGCCUUGUGAAAACGUAAUUGUGUCCUUCCUCGGCCAGCAACCCUGAGACUGAACAUAGGAAUACCCGGUCUAUUCGUUGUCGAGCGGAUCCACCAUAUUCGGAGAGAAAAUAGCUAGUUAUCUGCGGGAUCUUGCCCGGCGAAGUCUCUGGAAGCGGUUAUGAGGGGAAAAAAGCGACUUGCUUUGAGGACGAGGGCCGAUGUCGAGAA